Molecule: messenger RNA, 1869 nt
Organism: Talaromyces proteolyticus
Lineage: Eukaryota; Fungi; Ascomycota; Eurotiomycetes; Eurotiales; Trichocomaceae
Exons: 3
Coding region: 1-1869 (622 amino acids)
Source: RefSeq, a predicted model, not a curated record
AUGUAUGCGCACUCGCACUUCCUAGUCUUUUCGUUCCUCUCCUACGUCGCAGUUGUGCUGGGCAGCUCAGUCAACAUUCGCGAUGUGCUUCAUUCUGCUCGAGCCGGACGCACCCUUUUAGCCGCGAAUCCUAGGGUUCAGCUAGAGCGUAGGUCGCAAAUCAGCCUUCUCGAUAAAGAAGCCGUUUUUCAUUAUCUACACAGCAGCGAAGAGGACAGCGUAUAUGAAGCCUCGUUGUUUGUCAAAGCUGCAGAGCCAAUACUCGUCCUUGAGCAUUUGGAAGAUGACUUGGCGCAUGUUGAAUGCUCGACAUCUGAUAUCUCUUUAUCUUUCGCUUCUGCCGAAGUUCUAACCGUCCUUAAAAGGUUGUCUGAGGUAACGAAUUUUGUGGUAGUCACUUCACAUGUGACCUGCAACGAUGACGGUGAGAGAGCGACGUACCGUGCAAAAAAAGCCAUUGUCGACUCAGAGAGUCACAUGGUGCGCAUUCCAAUCUCCCCCUGUCAAUGGCAUGAUGCCUUUGUUGAUACUCGCGUCUCAUUCUCUCGACGCCACGUUGAAGAGAACAAGCUACAGCGACGAACAUUUCAAAAGAGACAAGAUGGAGCAACCACGGCACCAGCAUCAGCAACGACCACCGAAGUCCAGAUUCAGGGUCCCACGCCAAUGUAUAGUUUUCCAACAACGCAACUUUCGGCCAGCGCUGCGGUGGCUACGGCCACUCAUGUUCUUAAUGUUUCGUUAAUUAACCAGCAAAUCUUCCCACCUUCGAAUCCUGUUGCUGAUCAAGUAAUGCAAGUAGCCUGGUGCAUCAGAUGCUGUAUUUAUGCUGACUGCAGCAGACCUCAGAAUAUUAAAGUAAAUUGCCAAAACUGCACAAUUGGAGGAACGGUUGAAAUUGGUGAAGCUAAUUUCAAUAUCCCCAACAACGGCUCCGUGGCUAAUCUAAUCGGCGAUUUCAACAAUGCGAUUGCCUUCUUCAAGAAUGGAAGCAUCGAGAUGGAUGCUUCAGGCUUGGCCGCCCAUUUGGAGUUCAAAGUUGAUAUUGAAGAGUCACACGCUGUUUUCCCCACUCUUAAUAUCAGUCUUCCUAGCAUUGGACUCAGCCCUUUUGAGAUCCCCGGAGUAGCUGUCUUCGGACCUCUCAUUCAGCCUGACGUGCUUGUUGCGGUCAGUCUCGCCGAACAGCUGAGCUUUACCUACGGGAUGGACGUCACAGUGCCCGACCAUUCUAAACUACAUAUCAAUAUUAGUGCCAUCGAAAACUCUACGAUGGUUGGAUUCACCAACACGACGGUCAAACCGAUCCCACUACAGGCGAGCACACCUCUGACUUCUCUCGUCAUGAGCGUCAGUUUCCAGCCCCAGCUCCUCCUUGGGGUUACCUCCCUGGCUGGAUCUGUGACCGGCGGGAUUGGUGGUUUCUUAUCCCUUCCGACUCUGUCAGUCAACAUCACCGAGCUAAAGAAUGUGGAUACGAAUUGCAACUCGGUGUCCGAUGCAAAUAGUACCAAUUCAGCAGGCUUCACCAACAUUGUCCCUUCCAUCGAUCUGAAUGUCGGGGCGAUUGCUAAGCUGCAAGCCUCGAUCGAAGACUUCAACAAACAGGUAACCGCGCAGUUGGUGAUCGCACAGACAGCGUUUGCACUGCCAACGAAGUGCAUGGCCUAUGAUUCGGCAGCACAGACGUACGGGAUAGCAACCAUUAAGGCAACAGCGACUGCCUCAGGCACUAGCACUGGCAAUGGAAAGGCCGGAGGGCAGUCUGGGAUGGGAGGGAUUAUUCGGGAGAGGGACAGUCUAUGGCUGCGCAGAGUGGCCGGGCUCGCAGCGAUCCUGGUGACUGCAGGGUUCUUGGGAUGGGCAUGA